This is a messenger RNA of Phodopus roborovskii (desert hamster), 723 nucleotides long. It is a transcript of the gene Ddit3, whose product is annotated as DNA damage inducible transcript 3. The coding region runs from base 76 to 576 and encodes 166 amino acids. The transcript has 3 exons. Gene Ontology annotation, molecular function: RNA polymerase II cis-regulatory region sequence-specific DNA binding; protein heterodimerization activity; DNA-binding transcription activator activity, RNA polymerase II-specific. The record is from RefSeq and is a predicted model, not a curated record. Gene Ontology annotation, biological process: negative regulation of transcription by RNA polymerase II; positive regulation of intrinsic apoptotic signaling pathway; intrinsic apoptotic signaling pathway in response to endoplasmic reticulum stress. Lineage: Eukaryota; Metazoa; Chordata; Mammalia; Rodentia; Cricetidae. Gene Ontology annotation, cellular component: CHOP-C/EBP complex; CHOP-ATF3 complex; cytoplasm.
UCCACAGUGUUCCAGAAGGAAGUGUAUCUUCAUACAUCACCAUACCUGAAAGCAGAAUCCAGUCCAACCACAGCCAUGGCAGCCGAGUCCCUGCCUUUCACCUUGGACACAGUGUCCAGCUGGGAGCUGGAGGCCUGGUAUGAGGAUCUGCAGGAGGUGCUGUCCUCAGAUGAAAAUGGGGGCCCCUAUAUCUCCCUUGGAAACGAACAGGGGGAGUCAAAAACCUUCACUACGCUGGACCCCACGUCCCUGGCUUGGCUGACUGAGGAGCCAGGGCCCGCAGAGGUGACAAGCAGCUCCCACAGCCCCCGCUCUCCAGAUUCCAGCCAGAGCUCUAUGGCUCAGGAGGAAGAGGAAGAUCAAGGGAGAAGUAGGAAACGGAAACAGAGUGGUCAGUGCCCAGCCCGGGCCGGGAAGCAGCGCACGAGGGACAAGGAACAGGAGAAUGAGAGGAGAGUGGCAGAGCUGGCCGAGGAGAACGACCGGCUCAAGCGGGAAAUCGAGCGCCUGACCAGGGAGGUAGAGGCCACUCGCCGCGCUCUCAUCGACCGCGUGGUGAAUCUGCAGCAGGCAUGAACACGGGCCAUCGCGUCCCCAGCACCCGUGUGCACACCGUCAUGCCAAUGCCAAGGGUGUUGGGUAGGGAGGAGAAAGGUCUCAGCUUGUUUGUAUAUAUGUGUUGUCCGUUCUUUAUUAUUGUCCAUACCCAGUAAAGGGACUUUG